AUGUUCGCGCGCGUCCGCCAGUGCCGCCCGUUCCCCACGCGCUUCGGACGCGCCGCCGCCGCUGCUGCUGCUCCCGCCUCGACCCACUCCGUCCCCACUGCGCGCCUCGACUACAAAGCGCUCGCCGCCAACGUCGACGCCGCCGUGCGCAACGCCCGCCGCCGCGCGAGCGCCAGCGACCCCGCGCUCGUCGUCGCGCUCUACACGCGCGAGACGGCGCUCCGCCAGACCGUAAACCGCCUGCGCGCCCAGCGCAACGCGCACGCAAAAGCGCUCGGCCGGCACAAGACGCGACAGCCACUGGACGAGCACAUGACGCAGCAGCGGCUCGCGGGCCACGCGCUGAAGCGCGAGAUCGCCGCCGCGGAGCAGGAGCUCGUGCGCGUGGCGCAGGCGCUGGCGCUCGAGGCGCUCCGGCUGCCGAACGACACGCACCCCGACGUGCCCGUGGGCGCCGACGACCAGGCGCGCGUCGUCGCGUCGCACGGCCGCAUGCCCACGUUCGCGUUCGUGCCCAAAGACCACUACGACUUGGCCGUGCCGCUGGCGCUGCUGGACACGGAGACAGCGGCGCGCGUGGCCGGGUCCAAGUUCACGUACCUGUGCAACGAGGGCGCGAUGAUGGAGCUCGCGCUCGUGCACUGGACGCUGAGCAAGCUGCGUGCACGGGGCUUCACGGUCACGCUGCCGCCCGACGUGGCGCGCGCUCAGCUGAUCGAAGGCUGCGGCUACCAGCCGCGCGGCGACGCGACGCAGAUGUACGCGCUCGCCGACUCGGACUUGUGCCUCACGGCCACGUCGGAGAUCACACUGGCUGCGGCCAAGAGCAACGAGGUGCUCGACACGCAGACGCUGCCGCUCAAGUACGCGGGCUUCAGCCACUGCUUCCGGACCGAGAUCGGCCACGGCGGGCGCCACACGCGCGGCAUCUACCGCAUCCACCAGUUCAGCAAAGUCGAGAUGUUUGGCUUCUGCGCCGACGAGGCGCAAGCGCAAGCGUUCUUUGACGAGAUGGUCGACAUCCAGGUGGGCAUGUACACCGAGCUCGGGCUCCACUUUGAGCUCCGGGACAUGGCCACGGAAGACUUGGGGGCGCCUGCGUACCGCAAGUUCGACGUGCUCGCGUGGAUGCCCGGUCGGCAGGAGUACGGCGAGGUCUCGAGCUUGUCCAUGUGCACCGACUUCCAGGCCCGUCGUCUGAACAUCCGCCACAAAGACCUGCACGACAAGAGAGCGAAAGCAGCGUUUGUCCACACGCUGAACGGCACUGCCUGCGCCGUCCCGCGGCUGCUCAUUAGUCUGUGGGAGACGUACCAGCAGGUAGAUGGCUCGAUCGUCAUUCCAGAUGUGCUCAGGCCGUACAUGGGUGGCCAGGAGAUCAUUCGCUCGCCUGCGUAA
This is a messenger RNA of Hyaloperonospora brassicae, 1398 nucleotides long. Lineage: Eukaryota; Oomycota; Peronosporomycetes; Peronosporales; Peronosporaceae. The record is from the annotation of a GenBank genome assembly.